UCAAAGUUUUCACACAAAACCAGUCGACUCUUCUCUCAAACAAAAGACAACAGUUUUGUCCGAAAACUCGAUUCCAAACCAAAAGAGUCGACAAAAAAACGACAAAAUUUACGGAAAUUUUAUUGUCUUUUUUGUGACAUUUUUCGGUCAAAUUCACCGAAUAUUCAAUUGAAUCAACACUUAAUCCGCAGUUAAGCCAAACAUCUCAUCAACAAGUGUCCAAAAUCAGUGUCCAAUGUCUUCAAUGUCUUCCAAUUGAUCCCAAAAAUGACCGUUUCUGUGGUCUUGUUCUUCCUGUGUGUUGUCAUCACUUUAUUUGAUCCGUUGUUCGCUUUCCGCAAUACAACCGAAUGCGUGUCUUCGUCUGUUUGUCAGAACGGCGGACAAUGCGUUGAUUUCCGCUGCAAAUGUCCGCUUCAAUGGACAGGAAGUCGUUGUGAAUUCGCGAAUCCGUGUUUCGGAAACCGUUGUCUAAACGGCGGAACUUGUGUCUCAUCUCUACCGCCGAUAAACCCUCUAAACCAUCCCAUCUCAUCGAGAGCUUCUCCGACCUUCCGGUGCGUUUGUCAACUCGGAUAUUCGGCGUCUUUGUGUGAAAUUCAAUUGCCGUCUGUUUGUGACCAAAACCCGUGUAUUAAUGGCGGAAAAUGUCGUCUAAAGAACUCUUUGAAUGAAUGGCAAUGUGAAUGUGAAGACGGAUGGACGGGAGCGAGAUGUCAGCGUCGAGAUCAUUGUCACGAACAUCAGUGCAGAAACGGAGCGCUUUGUGUCGCCCGAGACGACGCAUAUUCAUGUGAGUGUCAAAAAGGAUUUUCAGGACGUCUUUGCACUCAAGACGUCGACGAAUGCGCUUUAGAUCCCAAUGUCUGUCACGGAAACGGCAUUUGUGUCAAUACUUUCGGGUCUUUGCGGUGCAAUUGUCAGAAGGGAUGGACGGGAUCCCGAUGUGAGUCCCGAUACGUCCCGUGCGCGCAUUCCGAGUGUCUGAACGGCGGACAUUGUGUUCCGCAUUAUCAGGCCUUGUCCUUCUCAUGCCAGUGUCCCGUCGGGUUUUCUGGCCAGAGAUGCGAACACAAUGUUGACGAUUGCGGCGGAAAUCUGUGUCAAAACGGCGCCACGUGUUUGGACGGCGUCAACACUUAUACUUGCAAAUGUCCGUCUCAGUGGACGGGACCCUAUUGUUCGCGAGACGUCGACGAGUGCGCCGUUCGUCCGCAUGUCUGCCAAAACGGCGCAACUUGUGUCAACACUUUGGGAGGAUUUCAAUGCGUUUGUGUUAACGGAUGGACAGGAAUCACGUGUCAAGACAAUAUCGACGAUUGCGCGGCCGCAGCYUGCUUCAACGGGGCCACGUGCCACGAUCGCGUCGGGUCUUUCUAUUGCCAAUGUCCGGCCGGGAAAACGGGUCUUCUCUGUCAUUUGGACGACGCCUGUGCUUCCAAUCCGUGUCACGACGGUGCCAUUUGCGACACUUCCCCGAUUGACGGCACUUAUCUGUGUUCGUGUCCAACUGGUUAUAAAGGCGUGGAUUGCACGCAAGACGUGGACGAGUGCCGAGAGUCUGGAUCUCCUUGCGAACACGGCGGGACUUGUGUCAAUACUCCGGGUUCGUUCCGUUGCGACUGCGCAGUGGGGUUCGCGGGUCCGCGUUGUGAAGUCAAUAUCAAUGAAUGCGAUUCUUCUCCGUGUCUGAACGACGGCACGUGUCUCGACGAACGCGGUUCCUAUAGAUGUGUUUGUAUGCCAGGCUAUUCCGGCUCUCAUUGCGAACACGACGUCGACGAAUGCGCUUCAAAUCCCUGUCUCAAUGGCGCCCUUUGUACGGAUCUAAUCAAUGGUUUCCGCUGUCUGUGUCCGUCCGGAUUCGACGGAUCGCGUUGUGAGCGUGCCACUGACCACUGCGCGUCCAAUCCAUGUCUGAACGGCGGUCAUUGCGCGUCUCUUUCCGACGGAUUUCAAUGUGAAUGCAAUCAAGGAUUUGUUGGACAGAAAUGUGAACUCAAUGUCAAUGAUUGCGAAUCCACUCCUUGUCAUCGAGGAAGAUGUCAGGACGAGGUCAACGGAUUCAGAUGCGUUUGCGAUCCCGGAUUCACGGGACUCCUGUGUCAACAACAGAUCAAUGAAUGCGCUUCUCUUCCGUGUCAAUUCGGCGGAACUUGUCGCGAUCUCGUCAACGGAUACUCAUGCGACUGUCCCGACGGAACCACUGGUCAGAACUGCGAAUUCAAUGUCAACGAGUGUUGGAGCAAUCCCUGUCGUCACGGCGGCACUUGUCGCGACCGAGUCGGGCAUUAUGUCUGCGACUGCGCAGACGGCUUCUCCGGCAAAGAUUGCGAACAAGAUUUGGACGAAUGUCUGUCGAAUCCGUGUUCGAAUGGCGGCCAAUGUGUGGAUCGUCCGAACGGUUAUAAGUGUUUGUGUCCGAAGGGAUUCUUCGGUCCAAGAUGUCUGUCAGACGUCGACGAAUGCGCUUCCAAUCCGUGUCUAAACGGCGCCACGUGUGAAGACGACUUGAACGCCUUUGUGUGUCAUUGUGCGCGCGGAUGGACGGGAAGACGUUGUGAUCAACAAAUCAAUGAAUGUCUUUCCAAUCCGUGUCAAAAUGGCGCCUUUUGUUUGGAUAAACAAAACGGAUUCGACUGUAAAUGUCCUAAAGGCUUCUCCGGGCGAUUGUGCGAACUCAACGACAACGACUGUGUAUCUGAUCCGUGUCUUAACGGCGGAUCUUGUAUUGAUUUAGUCAAUCGAUAUACUUGUCGUUGCGCUUCUGGAUUCGCUGGAAGACAUUGCGAACAGGAUUUAGACGAAUGUCUGUCGAAUCCGUGUUCGAACGGCGGUUCUUGUGUCGACCGUCCGAACGGUUAUUCCUGUUUGUGUCCGAAAGGCUUUUUCGGUCCAAGAUGUCUUUCCGAUGUCGACGAAUGCUCUUCCAAUCCGUGUUUCAACGGCGGAACAUGUGAGGACGACGUUGGUCGCUUCCAGUGUCAUUGUCCACGUGGGUUCGGAGGUCGGCGUUGUGAACAGGAAGAGAAUGAAUGCAAUUCUCAUCCGUGUCUUAACGAAGGAAAAUGUGUUGAUUUGAGAGCAGAUUUUCAAUGCGUUUGUCCGCAAGGAUUUUCCGGAAGAUUCUGCGAACAAAACGUCAACGACUGCUCCCGAAUCACGUGUCUAAACGGMGGAACCUGUGUCGACGGUCUCAACGCCUUCACGUGCGUUUGUUCCGCUUCUUUCACCGGUUUUUAUUGCGAAUCAGAAGUCAAUCCAUUCCGCGAUAAUCCGUGGCGUUUGUGUCCGUCUGCGGCCACGUGUUACGCCCGUUUUGGAGACGGGAAAUGCGAUGCGGAAUGCGAUUCUCGGGAAUGUCUUUUCGACGGAAUGGAUUGUCGUCGUCCGGAGUCGUCGUCCUGUAAUGAGAUGUACGAAGCCUAUUGUGAAGCCAAUUAUGCGAACGGAAGGUGUGAUGCCGGCUGUAAUAACGCCGAGUGUGCGUGGGAUGGACUCGACUGCGAACCCGAAGCCAUUGAUCACGAACUCAAAGGCGAUCUUCUUCUGCAAGUGGACGCGCCCUUCGCUCUGCUCACUCAGUCCACUGACGAAUCACGUGUCACUUUAGUCGGACUUUUGCGUCAAUUGUCGACAAUUAUCGGAUCAGUUGUCAAAUUAAGACAAAUCAAGUCCAACGGAACCCAUUCUACUCAACUCGUCCUGGCCGUCGAUUCCCGUCGGUGUGCGGCCGGCGAGUGUUUCGCGUCUUCCCGAGACAUCGCGUCCUUCUUGACUGCGGCCAAAACACGUGACCAGGAUCGGUUUUCGCAUUUAUUGCAUUCGGGAUUUCGAAUAACAGAUAUCGACGCAACAGAUGGCGAAACAAUCGGAUUUCCCAACAAUUCCCCGCACGGACUCACUUACGUCGCGGUCGCGGUGGUCAUCCUUCUGGUGGGCGGUCUCAUUGCCGGAGUUCUCGUUUCGUCCAAUCGCAAGAAAGUGGCCAAAGGUAUCACGUGGUUUCCCGAGGGAUUYUUCAAUACUUCCGGAGCAAUGGUUUCCAGACAUCAAAACGCUUCUUCGGCCGCUGCGGGCGGCGAAUAUGGACGAGCGAGACGACGAGUCGGCGGAAGAACGGGAAGACCCGACGGACAGGAAAUGAGACAAUUCAAGUCACGUGAGGACUUGACGGACGACAAGGCGGCGAUGAGUGCCAUCUAUGAGGAACCAAUGGAGUGUCGCGAAUGGACGCACGCGCACUUCGACGCGUACAAAGCAGAGGCUAUGACUCCGCCUCUAAACACGCCUUCCAUCGACGCGAUUGGUCCAAAUGGAAUGACACCUCUGAUGGUUGCAUCGGCCUUCCCGUCGCACGUGAUCUCUGUGGACAACCCCGACACGUGUUUGAGUGAGAUGGGGGCGGAGCGCGUGCACGACUUACUGAUGAACGGCGCGAAUGUUUCGCUGACUUGCGAUCGAACGCAUGAAUCAAGUCUUCAUUUAGCCGCGAGAUACGCACGCGCAGAUGCAGCCAAACGACUGCUGGACGCGGGAGCAGAUUGUAAUGCUCAGGACGCGACCGGAAGGACUCCUCUUCACGGCGCCAUUGCUGCCGACGCACGUGGUGUCUUUGAAAUACUAUUACGAAAUCGUUCGACGAAUUUAAAUGCGAGAACUCUGGACGGAACCACUCCUUUGAUAUUAACCGCGAGAAUGAAUUCCGAAGCAAUGCUCGAACGCCUUGUGACCGCCGAAUGCGAUCUCAACGCCGCCGAUGACGCCGGGAACACCGCUCUUCAUUGGGCCGCUUCGGUCGACAAUUUACACGCCGUUCGCGUUCUCAUUCAAAAUGGCGCCAAUCGUGACGCUCAGAAUAAUCGCGAAGAGACGCCAUUGUUUUUGGCGGCUCGUGAGGGAGCCUUCAAUCCGGCGCACGAACUGUUGAAAGCGCAUUCCAAUCGAGACAUAACUGAUCACAUGGACAGACUUCCACGUGACGUCGCUUUGGAACGAAUGAACACAGAUAUCGUCGCCCUAUUGGAUGAUUUCAUUCCUCUGACUCCUCCCACUCCAAUUGGUCCGACUUCUCCCAAAACGACUUCUCUUCGCCGCAAACGAACGCUUCCGCCGCCGCCUCCGCCGCGAAACAUCAUUUCUCAUCAGACGUCUCUCUACUCGUCGUCUCUGUCGUCGCCUCCUCUCGUGUCCCCGCCCUCGCGUCCUCCUCCCACAUACGAAGAUGCGUUGAUGAAGCCCCGCCCUCCGCGUCCCCCCGAGUCCUAUUUGACGCCUUCCCCGGACUCGCCGUCGACUUGGGUUUCGUCGCCGUCCACUUCGUCGCCCCUUUCGGCGGACUGGUUGUCCCUGGCCCACUCGGACCCGUCGUCACUUCCCCCCGCCCUGCAGUCGCCGCCCACCCGUUUCGCCACUUCCUCCCAACAGGCGGUUUUCAUUUAAAUCUCGUUUUCUGUAAAUAUCUGUAAAUAAACUCAUUUUUUGACCCAAUUUUGGUCCAAAAAAGACUUUUAUUGAACGCACGCGCCAGAGUUCAUCGCACGCGACCCACUUUCCGUUCAUUCCUCGAGACGAUGCCCUCCGAUUCCGACGUUUUGUCCGCGCCUUCUCUAUUGGUCGCUCACUUUUCGGC
Molecule: messenger RNA, 5632 nt
Organism: Oppia nitens
Lineage: Eukaryota; Metazoa; Arthropoda; Arachnida; Sarcoptiformes; Oppiidae
Product: neurogenic locus notch homolog protein 1-like
Exons: 5
Coding region: 268-5442 (1724 amino acids)
Biological process (GO): cell differentiation; Notch signaling pathway; regulation of developmental process
Cellular component (GO): membrane
Molecular function (GO): calcium ion binding; Notch binding
Source: RefSeq, a predicted model, not a curated record